AUGGAACAAGCUAGUGAAAAUUCAAGAUUGACUUGGAGAUUGGAUGUAGUAAAAACAUUUUUAGAAACUUGUAUUCAAGAAGUGUCAUUGAAUGGGAGACAAGGAAGUAGUUUGAAGCCAGAUUCAUGGAACAAGGUUAAGGUUGUUCUGCAAACUUCUCAUGACUUUAUAGUCACACAAAAGAAGAUGAAGAACCAUUAUGAUUAUCUAAAAGAAAAAUAUCAAGCUUGGUUGCCAAUAAGUAAAAAGACUGGUAAUAUUUAUGAUCCAGCAACCAAUACCAUUCGAAUGUCUAACGAGGAGUGGGAUGAGUACAUAAAGGCUCAUCCAAAAGCCAAGACAUUGAGGAGUGCAUCUCUACCCUUUCCGGAACUUUGUACAACAUUAUUUGAGGGUUCUACUGCAACAGGCAUUCAUGGUUGGAGUCCAAGUUGUACAACUCCGCGGCCCUGUGCCUCUUCUGUAGCUACUAAUAUAGACAUAGAUUCACUUGAUGACAUUGAGGAUCUACUUGGUGACAAAAAUGAUGGAGCUUCUAAAGAUUUUUCCAUCUCAAUCUUCAAUUCCAACUGA
Molecule: messenger RNA, 573 nt
Organism: Lycium barbarum (goji berry)
Lineage: Eukaryota; Viridiplantae; Streptophyta; Magnoliopsida; Solanales; Solanaceae
Product: L10-interacting MYB domain-containing protein-like
Exons: 2
Coding region: 1-573 (190 amino acids)
Source: RefSeq, a predicted model, not a curated record